CUGGGUUACCUUGCUGUAUGUUUUAUAUGUAAACAUCGUUUCACCGAAAACUUUACAAGAUUGUGUGGCUUAAAAGGAUGAAUUUAUAUUAUAACCGGGGAAAUGUCUGCUAAAAAGAAAUCAGGAAGAUCGGAGUGGAUCAACUGCCAAGUGUGUGACAUUCUGGUGAUCAGCAAAGACUGGACGAAACACAAGACACUGUGUUCAGGAAAUCGUGGGUCGGCGGAACGCCGGUGCCCCGGCCCGUCGACGCCGACCGUGUUUUCUCCAGACCGCACGGGGGCCGGUGACGGCACCGAUGGCGCUGGCGAAUGGCAGGCGGACGCGACGUUCAACCACGGGUUUAUUCGAUCUGGGGUGCUGUACGGUGAAGUGUGCCUGCAAGCUGAAAAGGGCAACGAGAAGCUUCCAUCAUCCAGCCGUCCCCUCAUGGUCCACCUCAACCCUGACACCAUGAGACUCUGCGACCUCUGCAUCGGCCGACCUGCCCUCCUGACCUUUCCCAGGUCAAGGGUCAGGCUGAUCGCCACGGCCUGGCCCGUGGCCAACUUCCCCGCUGCGAGUGUUGGGAUCGACAGCAGCCUGCAGGGGGUCCACGGGAUUGUGGGUAAUGACCUGGUGUGGGUCGAGGCUGUUAAAGGUCCAGUGCAUCUGGCUGCAGACAUGAAGUUGCUGUUUGUGAAUGAGGAAAGGUUUCUCCAGUCCCCAGAAUUCCAGAAAUAUUUCCUGCGAUCUGUCCAAGGAAGGUGCCUUCUUCCAGGGUCAGUCCUGAGCGUCAACUACUACGGCAAGCCCGUGGUGUGCCAAGUCCUUGAACUCACCCACAAGGACGGCACGGUCAUUCAAAUCGACCAAUCGCCGUACAGAACUCAGCCUCCAUUGAGCAGCCAAUUGGAAUUGAGGAUCGCGAACUCCAGGGGAUAUUUGGGUUUGGAUGCAUCUCAGAGUUCGGACAACAGUUUUCUCAAUAGACGUAACCUCAGUGCGGGUAACAGAUUGGGGACGUCUCUGAAUAUAAACUUAGAAAAUUCAACCGCAUCAAAUGACACUCACUCGUUGCUCUCAGAUGUCAUUGAUACAUCAGAUUCUCCAAACAUCUCGACUUCAACUCCCAAGAAAAUCCACUCCGACCCUCGCAUUCAACAACUGUCCGAGUCUCUCCAAGAUUUGGGAUUCGGAACGUCACCGAAAGACAGCUCGUCAAGAAAUUCUGGGAAUAACAGGACUAGCUCCCAGGAGUUGCAGCAGCUAAUCUUCAGUAGCAUUGGUGCGAGCACCAGCCUUGUUUUUGUGACCAAUCUCAAUGACUCCGAUGGAGUCUCAGACGAUGACAUUCCGAGGAGGGACAAAGUGACAUACGAUAAGAUCGGAGGUUUGUCUCGGCAGCUGAAGGCCAUUCGGGAAACGCUGGAGCUGCCUCUGAAGAACCCUGAGUUUUUCAAGUCUUUGGGUGUUGCCCCACCGCGGGGAGUUUUGAUGUACGGUCCCCCCGGGGUGGGGAAGACUAUGAUUGCUCGGGCUGUCGCCAAUGAAGUGGGCGCCCACGUGACCAUCAUUAAUGGGCCGGAAGUCAUGAGCAAAUACUAUGGUGAGUCCGAGGCCAGGCUGCGCGGCAUCUUCCAGGAGGCGGCGAAGAGCGCCCCCAGUCUGAUCUUCAUCGACGAGCUGGACGCGCUGUGCCCGCACCGCGAGAGGGUGCAGAGCGACCUGGAAAAGAGGAUCGUCGCAACCCUGCUGACUCUCAUGGAUGGCGUCAACGCGAUGGCAACCAGAGGUCACCUGAUGGUGCUAGGGGCCACCAACCGACCAGACGCCAUCGACCCUGCCCUGAGGCGACCUGGACGCUUUGACCGGGAGAUCGAGAUCGGAGUGCCCAAUGCUGCCGACAGAGCAGAUAUUUUCACGAAGUGCCUCCAGCGCAUGCCACACACACUGACGGACACCGACAUAGUUGGAGUGGCAGACAUGGCGCAUGGCUACGUAGGGGCCGACCUGGCAGCUGUGUGCAAAGAAGCUGCUGUUCGUUCCUUUGAGAGACAAAAAGGAACUUUAACCGAUGCCGAGUUGAAGGACAACAUCAUGGUGUCUCCUGAAGAUGUCCUUCUAGCUCUUAAAAGUGUUAAGCCCAGCGCUAUGAGAGAGGUGGAGAUCCGAGUGCCUAGGGUUCACUGGUCGGACAUCGGCGGCCAGGCGACCGUCAAACAGAAGUUGAAGCAAGCCGUGGAGUGGCCCAUCAAGCACCCGGAGGCGUUCCAGCGGAUGGGCAUCACCCCACCCAGGGGGAUCUUGAUGUACGGCCCGCCGGGCUGCUCCAAGACACUCAUCGCCAAGGCUCUAGCCACGGAGAGUGGGCUCAACUUCAUUGCAGUCAAGGGUCCAGAGCUCUUCAACAAGUGGGUGGGGGAAUCGGAGCGGGCCGUUCGGGAGGUGUUCCGCAAGGCCAGGACCGCCGCGCCGGCCAUCAUCUUCUUCGACGAGAUUGACGCUCUUGCUGUUGAACGGGGCAGUGCAUCUGGGGGAAGCAAUGUAGCGGACCGCGUCCUUGGGCAGCUUUUGACCGAGAUCGACGGAGUGGAGAAGCUGCAAGACGUCACCAUCGUAGCUGCGACCAACAGGCCUGAUAUGAUUGACAAGGCACUACUCCGCCCAGGACGUCUGGACCGCAUCCUGUACAUCUCCUUACCAGAUGCCCAGACCCGUAAGGAGAUCUUCCAAAUCCAGUUCCGCACCAUGCCCGUGGCAUCCGACGUAGACGCGGACUCGCUAGUGGAGAAAACAGACAAGUAUUCUGGAGCCGAGGUGGUUGCGGUGUGCCGCGAGGCCGGCCUAGCCGCCAUGCAAGAGGAUAUCAACAUAGACCACAUCCAUGCCAGACACUUCCUGCAGGCGCUGGAGACGGUGCAGCCGCGCACCUCAGAUCAGCUGAUCCGAUUCUACGAGGAGUACAGACAGAACAGCGGCCUGCACAGUAUAUGAAGCAAGAGGGUACUGAUUUUUAUUAGCAAUAAUAAUUGGUAUUUCUAGAACACUUUUAA
Messenger RNA from Patiria miniata (bat star), 3035 nucleotides. RefSeq names its product ATPase family protein 2 homolog (gene spata5). The record is from RefSeq and is a predicted model, not a curated record. Gene Ontology annotation, cellular component: cytoplasm. Lineage: Eukaryota; Metazoa; Echinodermata; Asteroidea; Valvatida; Asterinidae. The transcript has 13 exons. Gene Ontology annotation, molecular function: ATP binding; ATP hydrolysis activity. Bases 103 to 2976 code for a protein of 957 amino acids.